AUGAAUCUGUCGCUGGUUGAUCCCUUUGUCCUCGCGCAGGACUGUCCCGAUGUCAUUACCGGCCGCCUACGUAGCGGUCAUUCUACAUCCAUUCGCUUUAGCCAUCGCGGUGACCUGCUUGCAUCCGGACGACACGAUGGCAUAGUAGUCAUAUUCGACAUCGAGACAAAUGGCGUCGCGCGCAAGCUUCGAGGUCACACACGCCAAGUGCAGUCACUGAGCUGGUCAACGAAUGACCGCUACCUUCUCAGCGCUGGCCAGGACUGGAAGUGCGUGCUAUGGGAUUUGAAGGAUGGCUCGCGGGUGCGCACUGUCCGCUUCGAGUCGGCCAUAUUCAUUGCAGAACUGCACCCCAAGAACCACAUGCUCUUUGUGGCUGCGCUUUUCGAAGACCAGCCCGUUAUUGUAGACAUGUCUGAGGAAACUCCAGUCAAACAUUCGCUAUCGUCUGCGCCCCACCGAACCGACAUUGAGCGCGAGAAUGCUACAGAAAAACAAACUGCACAGGAUGCUAAACAGACCACAACAAUGACCCUCUUCACACCCACUGGCGAGCAUAUCAUAGCAGGCACAAACAAAGGGUGGCUCAAUAUUAUCGAUACUAAGACGCACCAAGUGCGCUAUUCGUUCCGAGCUACCAACAACAUUAUUGUAUACAUACGAUUGACGCCAUCAGGCAGGGAUGUGGUGGUCAAUUCGAGUGAUCGUAUUGUCCGGACUCUACAUCUGCCCGACCUCAGCGACCCCAAAUUGGACUUUGACACACUUCAGCUGGAAGUUGAGCACAAGUUUCAGGAUCUGGUACAAAGAUUAUCAUGGAACCAUGUUUCCUUCAGCCCGACGGGUGAAUACGUUACUGCGUCGACCUGGAUGAAUCACCACAUUUACGUUUGGGAACGCGGACAGGGCAGUUUGGUUAAGAUUCUUGAAGGCACCAAGGAGGAGUUGUCUGUUGUUGAGUGGCAUCCGUUUCGGCCCUUUGUGGCUGCUGUCGGGGUAGACUCUGGCCGGGUGUGGCUUUGGUCCAUUUUGCAGCCCCAGCGCUGGUCUGCACUCGCACCGGACUUUCUCGAAGUAGAAGAGAAUGUCGAAUAUAUUGAGCGCGAAGACGAGUUCGACAUCCAGCCACUCGAAGAGUUGCAUAAGCGGCGGCUCAAUCAAGAAGACGAAGAGGUGGAUGUCCUUACCGUGGAUCCCGUUAAGGCUGGGGGCAAUGAAUUCGGGCCCGGCGUUGGCGAGGCUGAAUUCAGCAUGCCGAUCCUGCUAGACAUUGAGGCUAGCGAUAGUGAAGACGAAGUGGUGGCAGUUGGAGCUGGUCAGUUCAGACGGCGCACGCCUGGCGCUGCGCGAGAGUGGAUGAAUGAAGACGAGGUGGCAGUCAGCGGCGAUGAAGUACGAAGGACUAACGGGAAUGCAGUGCAAAACGGAACAAAGCGACGACGCGCCGGUUGA
This is a messenger RNA of Bipolaris maydis ATCC 48331, 1452 nucleotides long. Its product is annotated as WD40-repeat-containing domain protein. The record is from RefSeq and is a predicted model, not a curated record. Gene Ontology annotation, molecular function: protein binding. Gene Ontology annotation, cellular component: Set1C/COMPASS complex. Lineage: Eukaryota; Fungi; Ascomycota; Dothideomycetes; Pleosporales; Pleosporaceae.